Molecule: messenger RNA, 1618 nt
Organism: Cyphomyrmex costatus
Lineage: Eukaryota; Metazoa; Arthropoda; Insecta; Hymenoptera; Formicidae
Product: cytochrome P450 9e2
Exons: 1
Coding region: 1-1509 (502 amino acids)
Molecular function (GO): oxidoreductase activity, acting on paired donors, with incorporation or reduction of molecular oxygen; monooxygenase activity; iron ion binding
Source: RefSeq, a predicted model, not a curated record
AUGACUGUCACGCUUUUGUUGUCCAUUCUUGUAGUUCUGGUGAUUCUCUAUCUCUACUUGACGAGAAAUUAUAAAUAUUGGCAAAAACGUGGAAUACCUUGUCCGGAUGGCGCCUUGCCUGGUGUCGGUCACUUAUGGGAAGUUGCCACACAGAAGGUCAUCAUGGCCGAGUACUGUUCCAAGAUCUACCAUGCUUAUCGGGAUCGCAGUAUGGUAGGAAUUUACAGCUUUAUGACGCCGGCAUUGAUGGUUCGCGAUCCGGAGCUUGUAAAGACGGUGCUGCAGACCAGUUUUACGAAUUUCCACGAGAAUGGCUUGAAGAUCGACCCCAAAUUAGACCCUCUUCUGGCGAACAAUCCCUUUUUCAGUUACGGUGAAAAAUGGAUGACCGGAAGAAAGCGCUUGACCUAUGCGUUCUCCAGCAUGCGAUUGAAACUCCUACUCGAGACCGUUAAGCAGGUGUGUAAGACAUUCGAAGGCUACCUGGACAAAAAAAUAGACAAAGCUAGGAAAGUGGAGUUAGAGUUAAAGGACUUGUUUGCUAGAUUCACCUCGCAGGUGGUAUCUAGCGCUGGCUUUGGCGUGGAUGGCUUAAGCUUUGACGAGGAGAAGGAGAAGGAAUCUUUCUAUGCAAUGGGCAAGAGCUUCCUUGAUGCGGGCGUUUUGAACAACAUUAUCUUCACUAUUACUUUUUUUAUACCAGUCUUGGGCAAAAUUUUCAAGACAAGGUUCUUACCGAAAAAGGCUGAUCAUUUUUUUCGAGCGAUCAUUGCGAACGUUAUAGAGCAAAGAAGAAAAGAAACGACACCCAGAAACGAUUUUCUCCAGUUGAUGGUUGAUUUGGAACGAACGGAAGGCGAUAAGUUUGACUUAGAAGUUCUCACAUCUCACGCGGUGUCGUUUUUUAUCGACGGUUAUGAAACUUCCAGCUCUGCCUUAAGUUUUAUCGGUUUCAACUUGGCCAGUUAUCCAAAAGUACAGGAGAAGUUACGCAAGGAAGUGAUAUCUGUGCUUAAUAAAUACGAUGGUGUGAUUACUUACGAAGCCUUAAAAGAUAUGACGUACAUGGAUCAGGUGAUAAACGAAUCGAUGAGAGUCAUACCCACUCUGGGAUUUCUAAACAAGGUUUGUACAGAAGAGACUGAUUUGAAAGGGUUUGAUGGGCUCGUCUGUCACGUAGAACGUGGAACGCACAUCUUGAUACCCAUUAGUGGCCUGCAAGAAGACCCACAAUACUGGGAGGAUCCCAAAAAAUUCGAUCCCGAUAGAUUUGGCCCAGAUAGGAAGCACAGCAUCGAAAAAUUCACCUUUCUUCCCUUCGGCGAAGGACCGCGAAUUUGCGUAGGAAUGAGAAUGGCUCAGUUACAGAUAAAAGCUUGUUUGGCUACGUUCCUGACAAAAUAUAGCAUAGAGCUUUCUCCAAAGACACAGUUACCUUUAAAAUUCGUAGCUUCAACCUUUCUGGCUCUUGCAGAAGGCGGUCUUUGGACCAUUAUCCGGCCGAUUUAAUUAUGAGGAUCUUUCUUUGACAUUAUUUUAACAAAUUUUUUAGAGUAUUAUUCGGUCAAUUUAAUGACGAAAUUUUUUACAUCUUUUUUUCUUAAAUUUAUUUUUUUCU